AUACACGGGCUGCGACAAAUUGACAAUAAUAAUAAUUACGGAAAUUACUAAUUUGAUAGAGACACUCUAUAGACGCAAUAACGUAUACAGCACGAUGUAGAAAAUAUAAGUUAUAUUAAUAUCUUCUCUACAUCGUGGUAAAUAGUAGUUCGCCAGUUCGCACUUUGGCUUUGACACUAUAGCCACCACAAGAAGGCACCAGGCAAUAGGUUAGCGCCUAGCAGUGAGGCGGUUUUCAAUCGUCAUUCCGCAUUCGUGUCUCUCUGCUCUCUCCCCUUCUGCUUAUCGUGUCCCCGACCACGACUCGCCUGUCGUCGGUACUCACACAGUCACAUUGCUCUGUUGUAGUCGGUACUGUUCAGUCUCAUUGAAAUUCUUUGUCGUUGACGUCAUCCCCGGACGGGAGGUGAGCAAACAACUUAUGCUUUGUACAGUAUCGAUACACUAUACAAUAUAUAUUUUUUAAUAUUCAUAAUUGCUAACCGUUCGUUCGUUCGUUUUUUCUUCCACUCGUUAUUUCGAUAAACUGCUCAAUCUGCUAUGACGAUGAUUCAUCGUUUCGACACUCAGCUUCCGUUUGCUCCGCACGUAGCUGUUAAAAUUCGCACUCUUCUGUUACGCCAAUAGUACAUCAAUAUUUCCAACGAGCAGACCAAUCAGUUUUUUUUUGCACACGCAGAUCCAACACUCAUAAACCUUACGAAAAUCAUAAGCCGCUUACAAGAAAUUUCACGUCGGACAAAUGACAAUGGCUUUGGAACCGGAAGAACACUUUAAGACGCCCGAAUGGGUUUCGAGGUUGGAGAAUAAACACAAAAAAUUUCAUAAAUUAGCUCAUGAAGUUGGAUCUGGUUCGAGUUGUUUAAAAUGUGGAGAUGCUUGCCCUGGCUUGGAUUUACAUUUUUGGAGAAAGGUGUGUAGGAAUUGUAAAUGUAAAAAAGAAGAACAUAAUAUUGUAGAUGAAGAUCAGUAUAAACAGUUAGAUAUUUUAUUCAAUGAUUCAAAAUCAAAUUACCAACCAAUAAAAGCAGUGUUGAAUAUGAUUAUUAAACCUGAUGACCAGUUAGUCAAAAAACGAGAAACUGAUCAAAAUCAAAAUGAAUUUAAAUUUGAUUGGGUCCCACCAAAUGUUCAUAAAGAUCUGGCUUCAGAAUACAUGCAGUUGUUACCAUCUGACAAAUUACCUAUUAGUGGUAGUGAAGGUGCUUUUUACAGACGCAAGCAGCUUGAAAAACAAGUUCCUUUACAUGAUUUUAAUGCAAACGUUUGUCAUAAUCUUACCAUCGAAGAAGCUGAUGCUAUGGGUUCUUAUUUGAAAAAUUUAAAAGAGAAUGCUGUUGGUCAAGGCUUGGUCAAAAAACUUACUGAUAACACUAACAAUCCAAUUCCACUGUUUAAAAAUAUGAAUUUAACACCCAAACCAUUUAAAAAAACGUAUAACCAACAGUUUGAAGAAGAAGAAUUUCCACCUCCUCCUCCGGAACUUUUGUAUCCGUUGUCUAACUCUGAAUUGAAGACACCAAGCACAUUUAUUGGGAACAAAAACUUUUCUGGAAGUAACAAACCAGCUGUCAAUAUUUUAGACACUGUCAACAACAAUCCAGCUGAAUGUGACACACAAGUUAUUACUUCACAAUGGCCAACUUCAAACAUUGCUGUAUCAGAAACUUUACCCCAACAACAGACAAAUUUCUCCUCAAAUAUUCAGAAUGAUAAUUACACACCUAUGCUGCAUGAUAAGGAUAUUGGUGAAUCAUUAAAAAAUCCACCCUGGGAAGGUUCAAACGAAUUCCCAACAUCUAAUGCUGAUAUAUGUAUAUUACCGGACGGACAAGAGUUGCGUUGUAAGCAAUGUAAUAAGAAUGUUAUACCAGGUCAAGUUGCUGUCAUGGCUGAACGCACUGGUAAAGAAGUAUUUUGGCAUCCACCGUGUUUUGUUUGUGCUACUUGCGAAGAACUAUUAGUUGAUCUAGUAUACUUUUACUAUAGUGGGAAUGUUUAUUGUGGUAGACAUUAUGCUGAAAUCUUAAAUAUACCACGAUGUAAUGCUUGUGAUGAGUUGAUAUUUUUGAAAGAGUAUACAAUUGCCGAGGAACAUACCUAUCAUGUUCGACAUUUUUGUUGUUUUGAGUGUGACAAACCAUUAGCUGGAUUAGAAUAUGUGUCGAUUGAAAAACAACCUGCGUGUUUGGAUUGUUAUCAAAUAAAAUAUGGAAAAAAAUGCGAAACCUGUCAAAAUAUUAUAGUGGCUGGUGAUAAUAGGAUUGGUUGGCAAGAGUUGAGCUGGCAUGAGUCUCCGGCAUGUUUUAAAUGUUAUCAGUGCUACACAUCGCUUUUAGGUAAAAAGUUCACGGUAAAAAAAGAAAAGCGACCCUUGUGUAGCAGAGAAUGUGUAAUAGCUUUUAACAAUUCUACAGAACUUUAAUAUUGUGUUAUAUCAAUUUUUGUAAUUACAAGGGGAUUCAUCAAGUACUUCUGAUCUUUAGUGGUGGAAUAGUGAUAACUAUAUUAUCCUACCACUAAAUAACCAUUAUGCUUAAUGAAUCAUCUUGUGUACAUUUAAAUAUUAAUAUUUUUACUAAAUUAAGAAGACAAUACAAAUUUAAAUCAAACUAAUGUCUGUGAUACACAUAUAUUUAUUACUUAAAAUAUAAUUUAAUUUUCUUAUCACAAAUAUUAUUUUUACUAUUAUAAUAGAUAAAAAAAGUAUUUUUACAAUAAGAAAACAUUUUAAUUAAAUAUUUAUAUAUUAUUAUAUUAUACUUUCAUAGUCUUCAUUUUUAUAUAUACAGAGAAGAAAAUGAAUAGUUUAAAAUGACACUUCAUUACCAUUUUUUUAAUUUAAAAUUAUGUAUUGUCUUCUAUUUUAUUUAUCAAAAUACUUAUUAAAUUAUUUAUUAUUGCUUCAUAUAUUCUCAAGUAAAAUUAUUUUAGCAUUCCAAUAAUGUUCCUAUUUAAAUAUUUUUUUUUGAAUUUUAUAUUAUAAAUACAAUUUUAUUAUCGCAAAAUUCUAUUGUGGAUUAUAAAUAUCAUUUAACAGGGUAAUUUUUAUUAAUUUGCCAUAAUUUCAAAACUACUGUGAUAUUAUACAUCUGCCAUUUAUUAUUGUACUUUUAACAAUAUAUUUUUGUUUAAAAUUAUAUUUUUGUGUGUUAAAUUAUUUUAUAAUUCAAAGGAAAAAAAACAUUUAUAAAUAAGAAAUA
Molecule: messenger RNA, 3203 nt
Organism: Metopolophium dirhodum (rose-grain aphid)
Lineage: Eukaryota; Metazoa; Arthropoda; Insecta; Hemiptera; Aphididae
Gene: Tes
Product: testin
Exons: 6
Coding region: 743-2425 (560 amino acids)
Molecular function (GO): zinc ion binding
Source: RefSeq, a predicted model, not a curated record